This is a messenger RNA of Colletotrichum orchidophilum, 468 nucleotides long. RefSeq lists its product as uncharacterized. The transcript has 3 exons. Bases 1 to 468 code for a protein of 155 amino acids. NCBI's taxonomy places the organism in Eukaryota, Fungi, Ascomycota, Sordariomycetes, Glomerellales, Glomerellaceae. The record is from RefSeq and is a predicted model, not a curated record.
AUGACAUCAACACCUGAACAACAGUUUGCGGAACUCGCCAAGGUCGAAGGCCAUGUAGAUGAGGCUACCAUCGCAGCUGUCUACGAUCAGUUGAAACCUGUGAAGCCAGAAUUUCUUGUCGGGCAAUGGGAAGGGGGAAGUUUCGACACUGGACACCCCACUCACCUACAACUUCGCAACUUCAAGUGGGCGGGUAAAGACUUCCGAACCGUCGAUGAUGUGGACCCGAUCAUGCGGUACGAAGAAGACGGCAAACGAACAUGGUUUUCUGACUACGGCCAUGCGCGAGUCCGGGAAGUUAAAUUUCGGGGUGUUGUGACCGCUGCAAUGGUUUAUGACAAGUUCCCCAUCAUUGACGCGUUCCGAUACGUUGAUGAAAACACGGUCGUCGGUGCUAUGGACAACAAGGAUAUUCAAUCUGGGACAUAUUACUUUUAUCUGAGAAGAAGAACACAGAGCAAGGCCUAG